CUGCAGGAGAGUUGCGCUCACGGCUCAAUCGCGGACGCGCGCGCAAUCUGUGCGGACACUGUCGAUAAAAAAAUAUCGAUAUAACAAUAUUCGAUUAAAAACAAUAUCGAUACAUGAACACUAACGAGUGACAAGUUUUAGUGUUGUGACUCUUGUGUUUGUUUUUCUGGAGAACGCCAUGUGACUGGCAGGAUAGAAGAAAAUAAAGUGAUGUGGCUGAUCUGCGCGGUUUGGACGCUGGUGCUGGCGGCGGCGCGCGGGACGCCGUGCGACGAGGCGCGUAUGAAGUGCGCGUUCCGCACCGGUUGCGGUCGCGCGCUCUCCGACUACAUGUACCUGUGCAGCGACGUUCUCAACGGCCCGACGUCGCGGUGCCCCCGCGAGUGUGAGCACGCCCUUAUCGCGCUGACGUCCACGGAGGAGGGAAAGGAGCUUAUGAAUUGUCAAUGCGAGGACGAAUACUGCGUGGAGGCGAAGAGCAGGAUAGAAGUAUGCCGGGGGCAGGUUUUGAGAGGGGCCAUGAACGCUACGUCGUCUUGCCGUCUCUCUCAACUCAUCUGCCUGGCCGACGCCGAGUGUGCCACUGCGCUAGGCUACUACAACCAGUUGUGCCGUUCAGUGUACCGGGGAAGAAAGUGCUCCUACAAGUGUAGGAACUCCAUAGAAAUACUGCGGAAGCAGGAGAAAGCCGCAGCGCUAACGGUAUGCCGGUGCGACGGCAACGAAGACUACGAUUGUCCGAGAAUGCAGGACAAUCUCGCUAGACUCUGCUUCCAUAAGCACAAAAACCAUACGAAGACGCACGAGAAAGGGUACGAGGAACGGAAGAAGCCCGAGGUACAGUCGAGUGCACAGAGUUUAUUCGGCAGCGUUUUGGUUGGACUGUCAGUGAUUGUACUUAGGUUGUCAUGAUCUACCUCAAUAGUGCCUGGUUUUUUAGGUUUCUUGACAGGAGCCAGUUCACUGGCGCUUUUGAUUGGUUAACGUCAAAAAAUUAACCAAUCAACAACGUUUUUGAAAAGAAACCCUGUUAGAAACCCUCAGAAAAUGGGCAUAGAAGAUGUAAAUUGUAAAUUAUGUAAAUGGUAUAAUAGUUGUGUAUUUGUGUACAUUUUUAUUGAGGAUUCACAAGGGCUAUUGUGUUAGUAUGUAAGGAUGUAUGGACUGAACUAUAAUUGUAACUGUAAAAUAAUGUAGGAGUUAAUUUAGAAGAGUUUCAAGUACUGAUGUUCGUUGCUAUUCAGGAUUUUUAUUAAGUAUGAACGAAAGUUAAUUAUAUUUACCAAAUCAUUAGAAAGUCACUAAACAAGUAAUAAGACUGGAAUGACUUAUCCAUGUCUUAUUCUUAGUUUAUUUCUAAGACUCUGAAAAAAGUCAUGGAAGAACUUUUGCUCCAGUUUUGUCAACUACUAGGGUAAAUGACUAGUUGAUUGGACAGUACUAG
Molecule: messenger RNA, 1444 nt
Organism: Aricia agestis (brown argus)
Lineage: Eukaryota; Metazoa; Arthropoda; Insecta; Lepidoptera; Lycaenidae
Product: growth arrest-specific protein 1-like
Exons: 3
Coding region: 211-912 (233 amino acids)
Biological process (GO): regulation of cell cycle
Source: RefSeq, a predicted model, not a curated record